CAAUUAAAAUUUUGACAGAAAUUUCAAAUAUAUAUCUAGUGCCAAGUUUACGAAACGCCACAUCAAAAUUUUCUUGCCCGUUAAAAUACGAUCAUGCAGCGCAACAAAUUUUUAAAAGUGUUUGGGACAGUGAGGCGAGUGCGAAACAGCAGCACCUGGUGGCAGAAUGUGGAACAAGGUCCCCCGGACCCGAUUAUGGGAGUGGUGGAGGCGUUUAAAAAAGACAAAAACCCGAAGAAAGUGAAUCUCAGUGUCGGCGCGUACAGGACCGACGAAGGUAAGCCCUACGUGCUGCCGUGCGUCCGAAAGGCCGAAGCGUUGGUUAUCGACAAAAAGUUGGACAAGGAAUACGCGCCGAUCCAAGGUAUAGCGGAGUUCAACGAGCAAAGUGCGAAGUUGGCUUUUGGAUCGGAAAGCUAUAUAAUUCAACACGGCUUCAACGCCACGGUUCAAGGACUCUCCGGCACCGGAUCCCUUCGUAUGGGAGCCGCGUUCUUAGCGAGCUUCUUUCCCGGUCCGAAAGUUGUAUAUCUGCCGAAUCCGACGUGGGCCAACCAUACCCCUAUAUUUAAACAUUCAGGACUGGACCUUAAGACUUAUAAAUAUUACGAUCCGAACUCGUGUUCGCUAGAUUUUUGCGGCAUGAUGGAAGAUAUAAGUAAUAUUCCGCAGAAAUCCAUCAUUCUACUCCACGCCAUCGCCCACAAUCCCACCGGCGUGGAUCCUAGUCAGGAGCAAUGGAUGGAGAUCUCCGAAGCCAUAAAGAAGAAAAAUUUAUUGGUGUUCUUCGAUAUGGCUUAUCAAGGUUUUGUUAGCGGAGAUCUGGACGCGGACGCGGCGUCCGUCCGACUCUUCAUAGACGAGUGCCACCCGAUCCUUUUGGCUCAGAGCUUCGCCAAGAAUAUGGGUUUGUACGGGGAACGAGCCGGCGCGUUUACAGUCAUCACAGAUUCAAAGGAGGAAACUGCACGCGUCUUAUCGCAGUUAAAAAUCCUCAUCCGAGCCAUGUAUUCGAAUCCGCCAGUUCACGGUGCCCGAAUCGUGGCAGAAAUUUUGAAGAGCCCAGAGCUGACUUGCCAGUGGAAGGACGAGCUCAAAGGGAUGGCGGAUCGGAUAAUGGCGAUGAGAAAAAAACUGAAGCAGGGUUUGGAAAAGGAAGGCUCGACGAGGAACUGGGACCACAUCACGAACCAAAGGGGUAUGUUUUGCUUCACGGGCCUCAAGCCCGAGCAAGUCAAGAAGCUCACCGCCGAGUUUAGUAUUUACCUGACUAUGAACGGGCGGAUUUCGAUCGCCGGUGUAGGCAGCAAAAACGUCGAUUAUUUAGCGCACGCCAUUCACCAGGUGUCGAAAUGAACACUGGAGGGGAACCACGCUAGCUCUUGGAGUCGGCCACUCGAAACAUACUGUAAUGUCCAUCAAAAUUAAAACAUUUUUCUAAAUGGAAGUUUUCUUUACUCUUGCAUUGACCGAAACUUCUUUGGUCUUACAUUUUUUGGCGCCACACAAGCCUUGACAUGUUUAUGCAACUCUAGUGCUGCAUUAUUCAGUGUGAUCCAGGCGCUGCAAGACGCAACAGAUAAUUUUCUUCACGUGGAAAGAAGGCGUGAUAGCAUCAGAACUUAUUCAGCGUUUGCAAGUAGCAUUUGGUGCACUUUUCAAGAAGACAGGCGCUAGGAGUCAAGGCUGUUGAUACCAGAACAGAAACUCAAUACUGAUAAUGCAUCAAUUUCAAGUGAUGUCAGCCCGUUGUGGUGAUGAAUUUUGGCAACGCAUAAUAACUAUUGACUGAACGUGGAUCAAUUAUUUUAAUCCUGAGACUAACCGAAAGUAAAUGCAAGAAAUGAAGGCGCAUAUAGUUCUGUCUAUUGGAAAGGUAAUGCUUACUGUUUUCCGGGUUAUUCGAAUUUAUUAAAUUAAAAAAAAAAUAAUUUAUCAAAUGGACUCUGACGAUUUACGAUGGGAAUAUCUUUCACCCCCCCCCUUACACUCCGGAUCUUGCACCCAGUGAUUAUCAUUUGUUUCCAUUUAUCAUUUGUUCGAUGUAAAAGUUUAAAUGACGCAAAACGUGCUAUAAAUAGGUAGAUUCAGGAGACAUGGAAAAAGUUGUUUCAUUGUGAUAAAUAUAAUCAGUUGACAAAAUAAUCAAAAAUUAUAGCUAAAUUCACAACAUUUCAGAAAUGUCCCUCAUAAGAGGUGUUUUUUUUUUCGAUGUAUAGAACUUUAAGUUGCAAUAAAACAACGAUGGAUUGACAUGAAUUUUAUUUAUCCGAAAGAUAAUCUUGUGGCAUUACAUUUUAAAUAUGGUUUCUGGCAUAUGACCGCCACGGCUGGCGCCGAUGUAGUCCAAUCUGGACGUUCAAUUUUCGAUGACUUUUUCCAAUAUUUGUGGCCGUAUAUCGGCAAUAACACGGCGAAUGUUGUCAAACGUUUGUGGCUUAUCCGCAUGGACCAAUGACUUUACAUAGCCCCACAGAAAGUAGUCUAGCGGUAUUAAAUCACAAGAUCUUGGAGGCCAAUUCACAUUUCCAAAACGUGAAAUUAGGCGGUCACCAAACGUGUCUUUCAAUAAAUCGAUUGUGGCACGAGCUGUGUGACAUGUUGUGCCGUAUUGUUGAAACCACAUCUCCUGGACAUCAUGGUUAUUCAAUUCCGGAAUGAAAGAGUUAAUAAUCAUAGCUCUAUACCGAUCACCAUUGACUGUAACGUUCUGGCCAUCAUCGUUUUUGAAGAAGUACGGACCAAUGAUUCCACCAGCCCAUAAAGCACACCAAACAGUCAGUUUUUUUGGAUGUAACGGUGUUUCGACAUACACUUGAGGAUUAGCUUCACUCCAAAUGCGGCAGUUUUGUUUGUUGACGUAGCCAUUCAACCAGAAGUGCGCUUCAUCGCUAAACAAAAUUCGCUUAUGAAAAUCGGGAACAACGGCAAUCUCGUUUUGGGCCCAUUCGACGAAUCUACGCCUUACUUGAUGAUCGUUUGGCUUCAAUUCUUGUUGAAUUUUGUAAGCACGUAAACCAAGAUCCUUCCGCAAAAUCUUCCAUAAAGUGGAUGGACACAGAUCCAAUUCCUGUGCUCGACAACGGAUGGACUCAUUCGGGUCUUCCUCAAUGCUACGCUCUACAGCAGCAAUAGCUUCUUCUGUACGCACCGUACAGCGUCUCUGGGGAUGCGGGUUAUCAAUAAGAGUAAACGUGGUGCGAAAACGUUCCAUGGUUAAUCGAAUUAACUGCUCUGAUGGACAAUUUUGUCGACGAUAAGAUGGACGUAGUGCGCGAUGAGUAUUCCGCAUAGAAGAAUUAUUUUCGAAAUAAAAUUGCACUAUUUGCAAGCGUUGUUCAGGCGUGAGUCUAUUCAUUAUGAAUUGCCAAACCAAACUUGAGAAUAAAUCACUUGACAGCGGUUAAAUCGGUCGCCAUCUUGAAUGCCACCUUAAAGUUCUAUACAUCGAAAAAAAACACCCAUUAUUUAACACUAGUCAGAUUAAAGUUGACGUGCACGGUAUACACAAACACACAACAGAUAAUAUUUUACUCAUUUACAGGGUCAAUUAAAUAUUAGCAUGCGUGACGCAUAAUGUGAGAUAUCUACACGGAAUUUAAACCACUAUUUGUAUAGGAGGUACCGGAACGUGACGGUGACGGUUCAUUUAUUUUAACCCAAAACAUUCUCUUAUUGAAAAUUUUUAAUUUUUUGCCCAAAAAUGAUAUUUGUAAAUCAAUUUGCUAUUAAAAUGGACAAAAAAUACUGGGUUUGAAUUUAUUUGAAGUUUUGGGCACGCGCAUUCCAGAGGAAAUCAUGCCGCCAACUCUCUGUCAUUAAAGAGCUGAUAAAACAGAAAACUGUUAACUAACUAGAAAGAUAUUAAGCUAUCCACACCAAACAAUGCCUACGUCCAGAAAAAACUACGCACGGAGACAUGUACUUUUACGGAUCAUUCCUUACUUACAAACUCCAAUUCCGAUUGGUUUUGAGUAGCACCCCGAUGUGCAGGGUGUGGGAAUAGGAAGACGAGACAGUAGAACACAUUCUGUGCCUUAACCUCUCCUUUAGGCGUGAAGCCAUGCUUGGCGAAUCAUAUCCAUCCAAUACGGUAAUAAGGGAGACGAUUUUGGGAGCUGUCAUCGCCGACGUUUAUACACUAGGCUUAAUGUAAAGUAGAGGCAUGAGGAAGCACUGCUGAGGCCUAAGUGCUAUAGUGUAGGCGACUUGCACUGACUUACAUUGACUAUAAUUACAAGUGCAGACAAGCAACAAAUAAACCUAACCGAGUGUCAUUCUGACGGUUUUUUUUUCUUCGAAAUAUCAUUGAAAUUUUCAUUGGA
This is a messenger RNA of Cylas formicarius (sweet potato weevil), 4325 nucleotides long. RefSeq names its product aspartate aminotransferase, mitochondrial-like. Gene Ontology annotation, cellular component: mitochondrion. NCBI's taxonomy places the organism in Eukaryota, Metazoa, Arthropoda, Insecta, Coleoptera, Brentidae. The transcript is spliced from 3 exons. The record is from RefSeq and is a predicted model, not a curated record. Gene Ontology annotation, molecular function: L-aspartate:2-oxoglutarate transaminase activity; pyridoxal phosphate binding. Bases 94 to 1356 code for a protein of 420 amino acids. Gene Ontology annotation, biological process: L-aspartate catabolic process; biosynthetic process.